Stegastes partitus (bicolor damselfish) is the source of this 1900-nucleotide messenger RNA. RefSeq names its product leucine-rich repeat and immunoglobulin-like domain-containing nogo receptor-interacting protein 1. Bases 83 to 1900 code for a protein of 605 amino acids. The record is from RefSeq and is a predicted model, not a curated record. Gene Ontology annotation, molecular function: protein binding. The transcript is spliced from 2 exons. NCBI's taxonomy places the organism in Eukaryota, Metazoa, Chordata, Actinopteri, Pomacentridae.
UCAUAUUUGCAAAGGCACAAAACUGUGAGAAUGGAGUUAACGAUGACGAGCCCUUCAGCCUGAAGAGGAGGCAGGCCACCAGAUGUUGGAGAGGACAGCUGUGUGCCGGGCAGCUCUCUACCUGUUGGCAGCAGGAGUGGCAUUAACAUCUGAAGCUCGCUGGCCGUGUCCUCCGCCCUGCCGCUGCAACUCUGCCGCGCUGGAGGUCAACUGCUCUGGCGGCCAGUUUCCCAACGUGCCCGACGGUCUGCCGCGAGACGCUAAGCUCCUGAACUUAACCCAUAAUGCCAUCAAGACUCUGGUGCAUCGGCAGUUCCACGCGUUGACGCAACUGCUGCACUUGGAUUUGAGCGACAAUCUUUUAGUCAUAAUCGAAGUGGAAUCCUUUCUCGGCUUGCAGAGUUUGGUGACUCUGCGUCUUUCUCGCAACCACCUGAAGAUUCUUCCAGUGGGAGCGUUUGUGGGCCUGACGAACCUGCAGCUGCUGGACAUAAGCAGCAACGAGAUCCUUGUUUUCCUCGAUUUUACUUUCAGUGAUUUAUCAGCCCUGCAGUUUCUGAAAGCAGCAGAAAAUGAUUUAGUUUUUAUCUCUCAUCAAACCUUCGCUGGACUAAACAGUCUGCAGGAGUUGCAGCUCGACGGCUGCAACCUCACUGCCGUGCCGACUGAGGCGCUCACACAGCUCAGUGCCCUGAGGAGGCUUCGUUUUCAGCGGCUGAGCCUCGCUUCGCUGCCAAACUACUCCUUCCGCCAUCUGAUGCACCUCAAGGAACUCGUGAUCUCUUACUGCCCCUGGCUGGAAACCCUGUCAGGAAACAGUCUCUUUGGCCUAAACCUCACAUCUUUAACCAUCAAACACUGCAACCUGAGCGGUGUCCCCUACAUCCCCCUUCAUCACCUUGUGUAUCUUCUAUACCUUGACCUUUCUUUCAAUCCUAUCACCUACAUUCAUGGGAACCUGCUUGGAGAUUUGCUGCGACUCCAAGAGUUCCAUCUUGUCGGGGGAUCGUUGCUACGCAUCGAGAUCGGAGCCUUCAGGGGUUUGGCGCAUUUCAGAUUGCUGAAUGUGUCCAGAAACCUCCUCACCACACUGGAAUCGGGAGCUUUUCAUUCAGCGGACACCCUGAGAGCUCUGGGCCUCGAUAACAACCCUCUAGCAUGCGACUGCCGUUUGCUUUGGGUGGUGCGGAGGCGACUGUACGUGGACUUCGGUGGACGUCUGCCAACCUGCACUACCUCAGUCCAGCUGCAGGACUGGAACUUUCUGGACUUUUCUGAAGCAGAGCUACCGGGUCUGCUCACCUGUCGGCAGCCUCGAAUUCUGAACCGCAAACCUCAAGCAGCGAGAGUAGAUCAGGGACACACGGUGAUGUUUUAUUGCAGCGCAGAAGGCGACCCUGUGCCAUCUGUCAGAUGGCUAAGCCCACAGCUAAGGCCUUUAACGGCCAUUGGGAGAGUACGGUCUCUCUCCAACGGCUCGCUGGAGGUUCGCUACGCUCAGCCUCAAGACAGCGGCACUUAUCUGUGUGUGGCAUCGAAUGCGGCAGGAAAUGACAGCCUGCCUGUCAGCCUUCGUGUCCGAGCCUUUCCAUCAUCUUCUAAAAACCCCUUUCGUCUUAAAGGUUGGCCGACAUUUCCAUCCGCCUCUCCGGGUGAAAAUGGAGAUCAGACACUCCACUUCGAUGUCAAGACGCUUCUGAUAGCAGCAACCAUCGGGUUUGUCUCGUUUUUCAGCUCUGUGAGCCUGUGCUUCAUUUUCAUGCUCUUUUGGAGUAAAAGCAAAGGGCAAAUCAAGCACACGGCCACCAUCGCGUACGUGCCACGAAGCGCCAUGUCGAGUAGUAACGGAGGGACAGGAAACUAUAUGGAGACGAGCCGGUUCACCAUGAAACUUAUAUGA